Messenger RNA from Hyphopichia burtonii NRRL Y-1933, 1070 nucleotides. Its product is annotated as Aldo/keto reductase. Gene Ontology annotation, cellular component: cytosol. Bases 54 to 941 code for a protein of 295 amino acids. Gene Ontology annotation, molecular function: aldose reductase (NADPH) activity. The transcript has a single exon. Lineage: Eukaryota; Fungi; Ascomycota; Pichiomycetes; Serinales; Debaryomycetaceae. The record is from RefSeq and is a predicted model, not a curated record.
GUUUAGAUAAUAUUGACUUAGAUAAAUACAUACAUAUAGAUUAGAAUUGCAAAAUGUCUGCUGCUUUACAAAUGAACAAAGAUUUGAUUGACUUGGGUAAAGGGGUUAAAAUCCCAGCCAUUGGUUUGGGUACCUAUAAGGCUACUGCCAAGGGCGAAGCCUAUAACUCGGUGAAGGUUGCAUUGAAGAAUGGAUAUAGACACAUCGACACUGCUGCUAGAUAUAGAAACGAGGAAGAGAUUGGUAUGGCCAUUAAGGACUCUGGAGUUCCUCGUGAAGAAAUUUUCAUUACCACCAAGUUGUGGAAUGCCGAUCACAAGAUUGUUCCUCAAGCCUUGGAUACCUCGUUGCAAAAAUUGGGAGUUGACUAUGUUGACUUGUACUUGUUACACUGGCCCAUUUCCUUGGAUCCAGAACACGAAGGUGAACGUUACAGUGACUGGAACUACAUUGACACUUAUAAAGAGUUACAAAAAUUGAUGAAGACUGGUAAAGUUCGUGCCAUUGGUGUUUCGAACUGUACCAAGACUCAAUUGGACAAAUUAUUGAGUGACAAGGAUGUCAGUAUCAAGCCGGUUGUCAAUCAAAUUGAGGCCCAUCCUCUUUUGACCCAGCCAGCUUUGUUUGACUACUGUAAAUCCAAAGAUAUUAAGAUUGAAGCUUAUUCUCCAUUGGGUUCAUGCAACUCUCCAUUAUUCAAGAAUCCAACCAUUGUUGAAUUGGCCAAAUCAAACAAUGUCGAGCCUGCUCAAAUAUUGGUUUCUUGGGCUAUCCAAAGAGGGACUGUUGUUUUGCCCAAAUCUUCUACUGCUGCUAGAAUUGUCUCUAACUUGAAGACUAUUAAAUUGCCCGACGAAGAUUUUGAAACUUUGAAUACUUUGAGUGAAAAGGACGGGGUUGUUAGAACCUUUGAUCCUGACUGGGCUGAUUUUACCGAAUAAGCUCAUUGAUGUAUGAUUUGAACUUAUGAUUUUGAUAUUAAUGAUUUUGAUUCUUUUGAUUCUUGUUUUAACUGAUUGGUGCUAGCACCGAUUGGGUUAUUUUUUGGUGAACUUAGAUUAUGUACAUGC